Molecule: messenger RNA, 1365 nt
Organism: Lachnellula hyalina
Lineage: Eukaryota; Fungi; Ascomycota; Leotiomycetes; Helotiales; Lachnaceae
Product: Cytochrome P450 monooxygenase
Exons: 8
Coding region: 1-1365 (454 amino acids)
Molecular function (GO): oxidoreductase activity, acting on paired donors, with incorporation or reduction of molecular oxygen; heme binding; monooxygenase activity
Source: RefSeq, a predicted model, not a curated record
AUGUAUAUUCCAAUCAUAUCCCCUUACGCUACUUUGCUUUCUGCUGCUGGACUUGUCAUUGUACUCGCCUUUUUUAAAUUUCGUAACCGAAGAACUCUCCCAUAUCCACCUGGGCCACCAGGAGAGUUUCUGAUUGGCCAUCUCCGAGUUAUACCAUUUGAAGACUCCCCUACAGCUUACUUGAACUGGGGUCGAGAAUAUAAAAGCGAUGUUCUCUACUUCAACACACUGAGACAGCCUAUCAUUGUUCUAAAUAGUGUGAAAGCAUGCGUCGAUCUGCUGGACAGGAGAGGAGCAAAUUACGCUGACCGCCCACGGUUUGUGUUGCUUGAGUUAUUAGGAUGGGGCAUGACCUUGACCUGGCUGCGUUGGAGCCCUAAAAUGCAACAGCAUCGCAAAAUGCUCCAAAGCCCGUUUACCAAAAGCAAGGUUUCUCAGUAUCAGAGCUUGCAGAUGAAAGAGACCCACCGCUUAGUCAAAGGGAUGAUGAAAAGCCCGCUGGAAUGGGAGCUUGAGCUGAGACGGUUCGCAAUUGCUGUAGUUGCGAACGUCGGUUACGGUGUAGAUAUUAAUACUGUUGACCAUCAAUGGGUUGACCUGUCCGAUGCCGCAGGCUACGCAACCUCACAUGCUGGAGCUCCUGGUGGGACAAUCGUCGACCGAUUCCCUCCGGUGAGAUAUCUCCCGGACUGGUUACCGGGACUUCGGGCCUUGAAGUAUGCACACGAUAACAAAUCCGCCAUUGUAAACAUGCAUGAAAUUCCGUACCAGGGUGCCUUGAGAGAAAUGGAAGAGGGAGUCACCAACCCAUCCUUUAUUCAUAACUUGUUGGAGAAGUACAGGAGCAAUGAGAAGGAAGGUUUACCUAACGAUUUCACCCUGGCUGAUAUCAAAGGUUCCGCCGCUGCCAUUAUUAUUGCUGGCUCUGACACAACCAUGACUACACUUGUUGUGUUUAUUUUGAUGAUGAUGUGCAAUCCAGAGGUACAAAAGAAAGCGCAGGUCGAAAUCGAUGCUGUCAUUGGAUCAGAUCGCCUGCCAGAAUUUGAGGAUAUUGACGGCCUUACAUAUCUCAACUACAUUAGACUCGAAGUUCUUCGGAUUGCACCAUUGUCACCACUUGGAAUACCUCAUCGAAACUUGAAAGACGACGAGUAUAAGGGAAUGUUAAUUCCGAAGGGUUCAAUUAUUUAUCAGAAUGUGUUCGCUAUGCACCGUGAUCCCGAUGUUUAUUCAAAUCCAUACGACUUUAACCCUGACAGGUAUAUCCCGAAAUCAGAAGGUGGGCUUGGGGAGGCGUUCCCGGUUGGCAACUUUGGCUUUGGUCGCCGGUAUGUACUCUUCAAGAUAUACUGCUUCACCUGA